Messenger RNA from Oryctolagus cuniculus (rabbit), 10505 nucleotides. RefSeq names its product biorientation of chromosomes in cell division 1 like 1 (gene BOD1L1). NCBI's taxonomy places the organism in Eukaryota, Metazoa, Chordata, Mammalia, Lagomorpha, Leporidae. The record is from RefSeq and is a predicted model, not a curated record.
GGUCUGGAUCCGCUGGUUCCAUAACAACAUCCAGUUGGCUUCCUUCAGGCGGCGGGACUAGGGCAGCCGCCGCCGCCGCCUCCCCGGAGCUCCCGCCUGCUCGGGCCCUCGCGUUCCCCGGCCCAGGCCGCUAUGGCUACCAACCCGCAGCCCCAGCCGCCGCCGCCGGCGCCGCCGCCUCCCCCGCCUCAGCCGCAGCCGCCGCCGCCGCCGCCGGGCCCGGGGACUGGCCCCGGCACGGGCGGGGCGGGUGGCGCGAGUGCCGGAGCCGGAGACCCUCAGCUCGUGGCGAUGAUCGUUAAUCACCUCAAGAGCCAGGGUCUCUUCGACCAGUUCCGCAGGGACUGCCUGGCCGACGUGGACACCAAGCCAGCCUAUCAGAAUCUGAGACAGCGUGUCGACAACUUUGUUGCAAACCACUUGGCAACUCAUACCUGGAGUCCCCAUCUCAAUAAGAAUCAACUAAGAAACAAUAUUAGACAACAAGUCCUGAAAUCAGGAAUGUUGGAGUCUGGUAUCGACAGAAUUAUUUCUCAGGUUGUGGACCCAAAGAUCAACCACACAUUCAGACCUCAGGUAGAGAAAGCUGUGCAUGAGUUUUUGGCCACACUAAAUCACAAAGAGGAAGCUAGUGGCAGCACAUCGCCUGAUGAGGAGAAACCAGACUCUUCCAUCAUUACACAAGGCAUCCCUACUCCUGGGCCCAGUGCUAAUGUAGCCAACGAUGCCAUGUCAAUCUUGGAAACCAUAAGCUCUCUUAACCAAGAAGCUAAUGCUGCCAGGGCUUCGACAGAAACAUCAAAUGCCAAGACAAGUGAGAGAAUAUCCAAAAAAGUCCCAUCUCAACCAAGUGCUGAUGCUAGUGCUGACAAAGAGAGAACUUCAGAGGACAUGGCUGAUAAAGAAAAAUCUACCCCCGACUCUGGAGGAGAAGGACUGGAAACGGCCUCAAAGUCUGAAGAAUUUAGUGAUCUCCCUUGUCCAGUGGAAGACAUUAAGAAUCACACAAAGGAGAAUAAUGGCUUAAUUCUGCUAAGUAAAGACAUUCAACAGGAAAGCAGUGACCAAAAAAAUAAAUCAACAGACAAGGGUGAAAAGAAACCAGAGAUCAAUGAAAAGGGAGAAAGAAAGAAAGAAAAGAAGGAAAAGACUGAAAAGAAAGUUGAAUACUUGAAGAGGAGUGAAGAUGCACAGAAAGGAAAAGAUGAAAAACAAAUGAAGGAUAAAGAAGUAGAGAGUUCAAAACUUCCUUCAGAAAAGAAUAGUAAUAAAGCUAAAACUGUUGAAGGGACAAAGGAAGAUUUCUCCUUUAUAGAUUCUGAUGUGGAUGGACUUACAGACAUUACCGUUAGCUCUGUCCAUACCAGUGACCUUUCAUCUUUUGAAGAAGACACUGAAGAGGAAGUUGUGAUGUCUGAUAGCAUGGAAGAAGGAGAGAUUACAUCAGAUGAUGAAGAAAAGAACACACAGAAUAAAACAAAAACUCAAACUUGUGAGUCUAGUGAAGGAAAAGUAAAAAAUGUACGGCAUGCUUAUGUUCACAAACCAUAUCUUUACUCGAAGUACUAUAGUGAUUCUGAUGAUGAACUCACUGUAGAACAACGGCGGCAGUCUAUUGCUAAAGAAAAAGAAGAGAGACUUUUAAGAAGGCAAAUUAAUAGAGAGAAACUUGAAGAAAAACGGAAACAAAAAGCAGAAAAGACAAAGUCUUCAAAAGCUAAGAGUCAAGGCAAAAGUAGCAUGGAUGUAGAAGAAUCCACAACAAAAAGUUCAGAACUUAAAGUCCCCAGAAUUAAAGAAGUACUUAAAGAAAGGAAAGUUUUAGAGAAAAAAGUAGCCUUAAGCAAAAAAAGAAGAAAAGAUUCAAGGAAUGUGGAAGAAAGUUCCAAAAAGAAACAACAGCCUGAAGAAGAUUCUAAAGAAACCGUCAAAACAAGUGAGCACUGUGAAAAGGAAAAGCUGUCUUCUUCAAAGGACCCAAAGCAUGCUCAUACAAAAUGUGAACCAAGCAAACCUGCCCGGAGACUUUCAGAAUGUUUACAUUCAGCUGAUGAAAACAAAAAUGAAUCCAAAACAGAAAGAGAACAUAAAAGACGUACGUCUACCCCUGUUGUGCUUGAAGGGGCACAGGAAGAAACUGACACAAGAGAUGGGAAAAGACAAGUAGAACGCUUAGAGAGUGGCCCAGAAGAACUCCAGAAGCAGAAAAGCCUACUGAAACAUGAAAAGCAUGUAAAAAAAGAUGAUUCUGAAACACCACAUUUGAAAAGCUUGCCUAAGAAGGAUGUGAAAUCCUCCAAGGAAAGGCCUGAGAAAGAGAAAACUCUGUCAGAAGACAAAAUGUCUACGAAACAUAAGUAUAAAGGUGAUGGUGUACAUAAAACAGGCGAUGAGACUGAACUUCACUUCUCUGAGAAAGGUGUAAAAGUAGAGGAAAAUAUUCAAAAGCAAAGUCAGCAAACGAAGCUUUUUUCAGAUGAGAAAACUGAACGGAAAAGUAAACAUAGGAAUGAGAGGAGGUUAUCAAUUUUAGGCAAAGAUGGAAAGCCAGUUUCUGAAUAUCUUAUAAAAACAGAUGAGAAUGUUCGUAAAGAAAGCAACAAAAAAGAGAGAAAUGUGUUAGCCGAAAAAACUAAGGCAGAGCACAGAUCAAGAAGAUCAAGUGAUUCUAGAAUUCAGAAAGAUUCUCCAAGCUCCAAACAACAUGGUAUCAUGUUACAGAAACGAAGUGAAAGUUAUUCAGAAGAUAAGUGUGAUACAGACUCUAUUAAUUUAGACAGUAAUUUUAAACCAGAAGAUGUUCACAAGGAGAAGCGUAGGACAAAGAGUUUCUUAGAAGAGAAACUUGGAUUGAAGUCUAAAUCAAAAAGUCAAGGCAAACAGUUAAAAGCUGUUGAAGCAGAAUUACAAGAAAGUGUUGCAAAACAGUCUACCACUCCAAAACCAGAUAAGGAGAAGAGCCCAGAAGAAAAUGACUCAGACAAACAGCGCAGGUCAAAAGGUGAAGAUAAACCUGUAGAAGAAACUAGUGUUGAACCUGUGUUAGAGAGUACUGCUUCAUCAACACAUAACACACAGAAAGAUUCUAGUCAUAGAGCCAAGUUACCCUUGGCAAAGGAGAAAUAUAAGGGUGAUAAAGAUUUGAGCUCAUCCAGACUUGAAAGAAAGUUGUCAGACGGACACAAAAGCAGAAGCUUAAAGCAUAGUAGUAAAGACAUGAAAAAGAAGGAAGAAAAUAAAUCAGAUGACAAGGAUAGUAAAGAAGUUGAUUGUAAUCAUGAAAAGCCCAGAGGAAAUAGUUCAGUCAUGGAAAAGAAAUUAAGUAAAAAGUUGUAUGAAAAUCGAAGGGGAAGUUUAUCACAAGAAGUGACCAAAGGAGAAGAAAAAUUAAACACUUUGGGUACUUCCAGCACUCCCAGUAGUUCUUCCCUUCAGAGACCAAAAAAAAGUGGUGAUAGCACGUUGAUUCCUGAGCAGGAGCCAAUGGACAUUGAUUUUGAGUCAACCGUUGAAAAUAUAAUUGAAGUGUCUAAAACCCAAGACAGCACCACUAAUGGUUCUCAACCAGACAUUGACUCUGAAAAUGUUAUGAAACAAAAACCUACUGCCACAGUUCUAAAGGAUGAACUAAGAACUUUAGCAGUAGACUCAAAGCCAGCAGCUCCAUCCUGUAAAUCAGGGCGUGGAACAGGAUUUAGUAAUUCUGAAAAGCAUGCUGACCAUAAAAGCACCCUGACCAAGAAAGUGCAGAUCCAAAACACCCUGUCCAAACCAAACCUGGGAGAGAAGGAGCCCAUUCCACAAGGAACUCAUGAAGUGAAUGUAGACUCUGAAACUAGUCACAGAAUGCUACCUGAUGCCCUGUCAGAAAAUGAUAUGAUACAAAAAAAUUUGAAAAACACAACCACAGCCAAACCCACUGAAGAAUGUAUUGCUUUUGAACAUUCCAUAAAUGUAGUUCCCUCACUGUCCUUAAGUUCAGGGACUGUUGCACCUCAGAUAGAACCUCAUGAUUCAAAUGUGAUUCCUCUGGUUGAAAAAAGAACUGUUUUGGAAUGUGGCACAGCCAGUACCUCCCUUAUGCAUCACUCUGCUGUCCCUAACCAAAGGCUGGCUGUUAAGGAAUCAGAAGUCCCUAGAACAAGUGACAACAAAGAAGAUGAAGAUCUCACAGUUGUAUCUCCAGCAAAAGCAAGCAUGACUAAUGAAAGACACAUUCCAGAAGGUUACCAGGCUACUUUAUUGGACAGUAAAGGAAAAAUUAACCUGCUUCCUGCUAGCAAGGUAACAGACAGGCUUGUAGAAAAUCAGAGCACUGGCACAGAAGGUGCCUUGAUGGACAUGACCAAGGAAGAGAGUGACAUAAGUGCAGAACUCAGCUUAAAGCAGAGAGUUAGAGCUACAGUAGAAACUGACAAGAAGGAUGGCCUUGCUGUUGAUCAUAUGGUAAGCAUGAAUGCAGAAAAAGAUGCUGAAAUUGUUGAACAUAAUCAAGACUCAGGUGACAUAAGCAUUUCCAUUGAUGGUAAUAAAAAGAAUGAAAACAAUGAGGUAGACACCAGUGCGCAAGGCGAUGCUGCAUCCUCUGUUUCACACCAAAGAAAUGGAAAAACUGAGAAUGUGGCAGCUGGGUCUGGUGGAGCAGAAAAGACUUCUGUUGCCACUAGCACUGAUGGGAAGGACAGCAGUGUCACCUUAAUCCCACUCAAGGCUGGGGAUGCUACCACCACUUCUUCGGAAACAGGGGAGAGGGAGGUGGCCUUGCCUUGCACCAGCAUUGAGGCAGACGAAGGCUUCACAGUAGGUGCAAGCCCAAGAAGCAGUCGUCUUCAGGGUGGGUCAGAAGCCAGCGAAAGCACCGUGUUUGCUGCAGCUGAAGAAGGUGGAGGUGUUGUCACAGAAGGAUUAGCUGAAAGUGAGACUUUCCUCACAAGCACCAAGGAAGGGGAAAGUGGAGAGUGUGCUGUGGCAGAAUCUGAAGAUAGAGCAGCAGACCCAGUGGCUGCUCAUACAGUUAAGACUGAAGCUAAUGUGAGUAGAGUUGUGACAGAGGAAAAAGAUGAUGCUGUAACUAGUGCAGGCUCUGAAGAAAAGUGUGAUGGUUCUUCAAGUAGAGACUCAGAAAUAGUAGAAGGAACUGUUGUUUUUAUUAGUGAAGUUGAAAGUGAUGGAACAGUUACUAGUGCUGGGACAGAAGUAAGAGUGGGAUCUGUAAGCAGUGAGGAGGUCGAAGAGUCCCAGGGAAAUAUGACAAGAACAUGUCCCAAGAAAGAAACCGAUGGCACUGUAACAUGUACGGGAACAGAAGGCAGAAGUGAUAACUUCGUCAUCUAUUCAGUAACAGGGGAAGGACCCCAAGAGGAGCGUGUGGUUACGGGUGCAGGUGUGAUCCUAGCAGAUAAUGAAAUGCCUCCUGGAACAAGCGCCACUCAAGAUGGAGAUGGCUCUGUGAAUGAUGGCACAGAAGGUGAGAGUGCAGUCACCAGCACAGGGAUCACGGAAGAAGACGGAGAGGGGCCAGCAAGUUGCACAGGUUCAGAAGAUAGCAGUGAAGGUUUUGCAAUAAGUUCUGAAUCAGAAGAAAGUGGAGAGAGUGCAAUGAACAGCACAAUAGCCAAAGAAGUCACUAAUGUACAAUUAGUUGCUGCUGGUCCGUGUGAUGAUGAGGGCAUUGUGACCAGCACAGGUGCAAAAGAGGAAGAUGAUGAAGGGGAGGGUGUUGUGACUAGUACUGGAAGAGGUAAUGAAAUUGGCCAUGCCUCAACUUGCACAGCGAUUGGAGAAGAAAGUGAAGGGGUAUUGAUUUGUGAAAGUGCGGAAGGAGACAAUCAGAUGGGUCCUGUAGUAGAGAAAGUAGAAGCUGAAGCUGGAGCGGCCAUCACGAAUGCAAAUGAAAGUAAUGUUGAUAGCAUGAGUGGUGCUGAGAAGGAAAUCAAAGACAUAGAAAUCUGCUCCAGUGCAAAAGGGAUUGUGGAAAGCAGUGUGACCAGUGCAGUGGCAGGAAAGGGUGAAGUGGUGCCAAUUCCAGAAGGUUGUGAGGAUCCCAUGACAAGUGCAGCUUCUGAUCAAAGUGACAGUCAGCUCACCAAGAAAGAAAAGAUUGAAGAUACCACCAUUUCCACUGGCAUGGUGGGGGACAGUUACGAUAUUCUUGUAUCUGGUGCAGUCCCAGAAUGUGAAAUUGGCCACACAUCACCAAGUAGAAAAGAUGAGAGUGUCAUCACCUCUGUAGAAAUUGAGGAGUGUGAUGGCAUCAUGGCUACCACCGCCAGUGAUGAUGUUACCCCCCAAAAUAGCCUGGCUGGAGGGGAAAGUCAAAGCAAAGGCUUGAUGAUUUCCACCAGUACAAGUGAUUACACCCCUCAGUUAAGUGCAGUUACAGACAUGGGUAAAGGUCACUCAGGUACUUUGAGAGCUGAAGAAAAUAUAGAAGGUAACAGAAUAAACAUGGAAGAAUUUGAGGCACCUAUGCCCAGUGCAGUUUCAGGAGAUGAGAGCCAACUUGCUGCCAGCAGAAAUGAGGAGAAAGAUGAAUGUGCCAUGAUUUCUACAAGCAUCGAAGAAGAAUUCGAAGUGCCUAUUUCCAGUGCAACAACUAUCAAAGGUGCUGAAAGUCAGCAGCCAGUGGCAGCAGCUGAAGAAAGAGCUAAGGGCCCAACCUCAGUGAGCACUGAUGACUUUGAGGUUCCUAUGCCCAGUGCACCCACAGAAGUUGAAAGUCUUCUUGCCUCAACCAGCAAGGAAGAAAAAGAUGAAUGUGCCCUCAUUUCCACCAGCAUAGCAGAAGAAUGUGAGGCAUCUAUUUCUGGGGCAGUUGUUGAAGGUGAAAAUGAGCAGUCCAUUACCGACGGGAGUGCUGUCAUCUCAACAAGCUCUGUGGAGGACUGUGAGGGUCCAGUGUCCAGCGCUGUCCCUCAGGAGGAAGUCCACCCCUUGGUCACACCAGCAGAAGAGAUGAAUGACUUAGCCAUGAUUUCCACAAGUACCUCUGAAGGCUGUGAAGCAGUCAUGAUUGGUGCUGCCACCCAGGAUGAAGAUCAGGCCAUAUCUGUAAGAGUAGAAGACUUGAGUGAUGCUGCCAUCAUCUCUACCAGCACAGCAGAGUGUGUGCUGAUGGUUGCCAGCCUAGACAGACACAAAGACAAUCAGCUGGCUGCAAACAACCCAGGAGGAAACAAUGACUUGUCAGCCACAACGGUGAGCAAAUGUGAGGUUCCCAUGCCCAGCCUCAUUGCUGAGAAUAACUGUCAGUGUCCUGGGCCAUUUAUGGGAAGCAAAGAAGUUGGCCCUGUGAUGGCAGUAAGCACUGAGGGAGGGCACAGCAGACCAUCAAUCCAUGAGCCUUCUGCAGGUCAAGGGCAGCCUGGUGCUGUUUGUACAGAAGAAGAAAGAGUGAGUAAGGACUGCCCUGACAAAGGACCAUGUAGAGAACAAGAACAAAAGGAGAGUGCAUUGUGCCUCAUAGGUGCAGAAGAAAAGACUGUAUUAGACAAAAGCCCAGAGGCAGGAACGGCAGCAGGCAGAAGCUCAGCUAGAUAUUCAGUAGGAAGGGGCUCAGAGAGGAGUGCUAACUUACCUGUCCAUCGCAGAGGACUGCAACAGAUGUCUGCCCAAACAGGUGAUGACCCCUCUGUCAGUAUUAACUGUUUGGCAGCAGAAAAUACUGGUGCUCAAAAACCUGACAGCAUGCCACCUGUCCAAGGCAGUGCCACAGAAGAUGUCUCUGAUCCUCCCGACCAGCAGGGGCCUGAGAAUAGCUUGAAAACCACUACCACUGAACAUAUUACUGGCCAGGAGGUGAAGACUGCUGCUUCUCACAUCGAGAUACUUCCAGCUGCCUACCACAUGGCUCCGACGGCUCCUAAGUGUGAGCAGGACUUGACUACAGAGAGUGGUCAUAAUGACAGAUGGACAAGUCAGGCCUCUUCUGAGAAAGCAGAAGAUGGUAAUGGCACGAGGAAAGCAUUCCGUGAGGAAGGACACCUUAACGUCACUGUUUCUUCUGAAGAGAGUUUAGGUGACAUAGGCAAGGAAGAGUCUCCACUGAAUGUUCUGAGAGAAUUGGAACUGAAAACCAACUUAGAAACUGAGACAUUUGUGCCUUCAGAAGAAGAGAAAAAUCAGAACAUUGUAGCACCAGUGGAAAGUACCUGCGAGGGAAAGCUAAGUGGAACAGCUGAACUACAGAGUGAAUCACUUAAUGUCAAAAAUUCAGGCUUAAGAACAAACGAAGAUACGCAUAGUAGAUCUUACAACAAAGGAGAGGCAUCCUGUAGUAGAAAAGACAACACCGAAGCCAUGAGAAGUCACAGUGUUGAAGCAAGUCCUAAAGAGGAUGAAGAGGAAGAAAGGCAUAUGCCGAAAAGAAAAAGAAAGAAGCAUUAUCCCCCUUCAGAAGAUGAACUGGAUGAUAAUCCAGAUGUCCCGGAUUGCAGAACAGAAGCAGCACAGAGGCCGUGCUCUGAAACCGAGCCACAACACACGAAGGAAGAAAACUCUGGAGAUUUAGAAUUCCCUAAGACAAGUUCUGAGACAAACAGCAUGGCUUCAAGGCCUGUGGAAGAAAAGGAUGAAUAUAGUAGCAGUGAAGCUACUGGGGAAAAAACAGAGCAGCAUGAAGAGGAUAACAGUAAAUCUCAGGAGGAAGAUCAGCCAAUAAUUAUUAAAAGAAAGAGAGGAAGACCUCGUAAAUACCCUGUAGAAACAGCAUUCAAAAUAAAUGACACCAAAACAGAUGCUGGCAUAGUUACUGUAGAACAAUCUCCACCUAGCAGCAAACUGAAAGUAAUGCCAACAGAUGAGUCCAAUAAAGAAACAGCUAACCUGCAGGAAAGAAGUAUAAGCAUUGAUGAUGGGGAAGAGAAAACAGUAGCAAGUGUUCGUCGGAGAGGAAGAAAGCCCAAACGUUCACUCACUCUGUCGGAUGAUGCUGAAUCCUCAGAGCCAGAAAGAAAACGCCAGAAAUCAGCUUCUGAAGGAACCGAGGACAAAAAGGACCAGGACUCUGAUGAGGAAGAGGAAGAAGAAGAAGAGGAAGAGCCCUCGGGAGCCACCACGAGAUCCACCACCAGAUCUGAGGCUCAGAGAAAGCAUCAUAGUGAGCCAUCGCCACGUGCAGGAUCCAAACUUGGCAACCCAGAAACAGUUUCUCCUAGAAAUCGCCAAAAAUUAGCAAAAGAGAAGUUAUCUACCAGCGAAAAAGUUAGUAAAUCUCCCCCAUUAGGAAGAUCAAAGACACAGCUCUCUCCUUCUACGAAACGCAAGAGAGAAGUCAGCCCUCCUGGGGCCCGAACAAGAGGCCAGCAGAGAGUGGAGGAAGCCCCUGUGAAAAAGGCAAAGCGAUAAUCCCGGCCACCAGUGCCCCUGGUUUGUCAGGAAACAGAAUCGAGAGAAAAGAGAUGAGCCUCAGUGGCCAUAGGCUUUUAUUUUGUCAACCUGAAAAAGUAUAUGCAUGUGCUGUAAGUUCCUAGGUGCGAGCUUUUUCUUGUUAUGUUUUAAACAGCUUUAUAAACUACUGUUCAUAGAAGAUUAUGUACAUUUAUUUCAGAUAAAGGAAAAUAAGUUUACUUUGUAUCUGAACUCAAAACAAAGUAGUUGUAUAUUUUAACAUUUGAAAUUGGGAUUUCCCAAUGUGACGCAUCACUAAUGCAAACCCUUCCAGCCCAUGGGACACCAGGCUGCCUACUGGUAAUCUGUGUAUAGUAUAUAAACAUGUAAAAAUAGGUUGUAUUUUACUCUAUGUAUGAUGCUAAUCAAUGAACACUUUAUUUAUUUUACAGAGAAAACUUAUCUGUGAACUUUACUAUAUAUCUGUUUAUUUUAUUUUAUUAUUUUUUUUAAUAAAGAGGGGUUUUAAAUGCUAUGCAGUCAUUAGUUGAAAAUUUUUUAGGAUUCUGCCUGCCCUGUAACUAUCUAAAUAUGACCUGGCAGGAAAUAUAGAAACUCUCGCAUGUAUUCAAGUAAAGUAGGUUAGCUUAAGAAAGGGUCUCUGUUGCUUUUGCGUUCACAGUUGUGACUCUGUUUUUUAAGAAUGUAACUUGUUUUUAGAUUAUACUUGCAUCUGUGACUUCACCACCAGUCCCAUUGACAUAGGGGCUCUGAUUCAGGCAACAUGACACCAUGUCACCUGCAACAGAAUCCUGUACUGGCAUCCCUUCCUCUCCUCUGUGCUAUUACUACGCCUUUCUCCAUAUUUCCAUACUGCCUGUUUCAGUGAAGAGAAAUGCAUUGAAGAUUCGGUCGCUCCUGUCUAUCCAGCUUCAGGAUUUUAUGUUGUUUUAUACACAAUUAUUUCAGGAUAGAAACUGGCUUUAUUGCCAAGUUCUUUUUUAAACAUAUUUUAACUCCCAUAUGAGCAAACUGUCCAACUUAAGUUUUUCAUAAAAUUCAACUUUUCUUACAGUCGAAUUUGUCUCUUGCAAUGAUGUGAUAAGUUGCCAAAUAAUUGAGAUUACUUUAAAAUGUUUUGUUCAUAAUCUUGUUUUAUAAUUAAAAUUUACAUUCAA